Molecule: messenger RNA, 8935 nt
Organism: Ictalurus punctatus (channel catfish)
Lineage: Eukaryota; Metazoa; Chordata; Actinopteri; Siluriformes; Ictaluridae
Product: serine-rich adhesin for platelets
Exons: 15
Coding region: 199-7956 (2585 amino acids)
Source: RefSeq, a predicted model, not a curated record
GACACAUAGUCUAUAAAAACCCCAAACCAAGACAGCAUUGCUUUAGUAUUUGAAUUUUCGGACUAUGACACUGACCUGAGACUGACGACUUUAAUUUAUAGAACUCUAACUUGACACUUACAAAGAUUACAGAGCAGCUGGAAGAAAAGACACAAGAGCUUUCAGAAAACAUUAGGGUAUUAUUGGAAAACAAUCAGGAUGAAGACAAAGGAAUUGAAAGUGUUAAUACUGAGUGCCAUUCUGCAAAUUUCAUUUGUGCAAUCAACACUGGGAAACUCAACAGAAUCUCCCGCUGUCACAUCUUCAACAUCACCAAGUUCGUCUACUGGAACAGAAGCAGAGACAACACUGGGAACCUCAACAGGUCUUAGUGAAACAUCAGAAUCCCCCGCUGUCACAUCUUCAACAUCACCAAGUUCGUCUACUGGAACAGAAGCAGAGACAACACUGGGAACCUCAACAGGUCUUAGUGAAACAUCAGAAUCCCCCGCUGUCACACCUUCAACGUCACCAAGUUCGUCUACUGGAACAGAAGCAGAAACAACACUGGGAACCUCAACAGGUCUUAGUGAAACAUCAGAAUCCCCCGCUGUCACAUCUUCAACGUCACCAAGUUCGUCUACUGGAACAGAAGCAGAAACAACACUGGGAACCUCAACAGGUCUUAGUGAAACAUCAGAAUCUCCCACUGUAACAUCUUCAACGUCACCAAGUUCGUCUACUGGAACAGAAGCAGAGACAACACUGGGAACCUCAACAGGUCUUAGUGAAACAUCAGAAUCCCCCGCUGUCACACCUUCAACGUCACCAACAGAAACAACACUGGGAACCUCAACAGGUCUUAGUGAAACAUCAGAAUCUCCCGCUGUCACAUCUUCAACGUCACCAAGUUCGUCUACUGGAACAGAAGCAGAAACAACACUGGGAACCUCAACAGGUCUUAGUGAAACAUCAGAAUCCCCCGCUGUCACACCUUCAACGUCACCAAGUUCGUCUACUGGAACAGAAGCAGAAACAACACUGGGAACCUCAACAGGUCUUAGUGAAACAUCAGAAUCUCCCACUGUCACAUCUUCAACGUCACCAAGUUCGUCUACUGGAACAGAAGCAGAGACAACACUGGGAACCUCAACAGGUCUUAGUGAAACAUCAGAAUCCCCCGCUGUCACACCUUCAACGUCACCAAGUUCGUCUACUGGAACAGAAGCAGAAACAACACUGGGAACCUCAACUAGUCUUAGUGAAACAUCAGAAUCUCCCGCUGUCACAUCUUCAACGUCACCAAGUUCGUCUACUGGAACAGAAGCAGAAACAACACUGGGAACCUCAACUAGUCUUAGUGAAACAUCAGAAUCUCCCGCUGUCACACCUUCAACGUCACCAAGUUCGUCUACUGGAACAGAAGCAGAAACAACACUGGGAACCUCAACAGGUCUUAGUGAAACAUCAGAAUCUCCCGCUGUCACAUCUUCAACGUCACCAAGUUCGUCUACUGGAACAGAAGCAGAGACAACACUGGGAACCUCAACAGGUCUUAGUGAAACAUCAGAAUCUCCCGCUGUCACAUCUUCAACGUCACCAAGUUCGUCUACUGGAACAGAAGCAGAAACAACACUGGGAACCUCAACAGGUCUUAGUGAAACAUCAGAAUCUCCCGCUGUCACAUCUUCAACGUCACCAAGUUCGUCUACUGGAACAGAAGCAGAAACAACACUGGGAACCUCAACUAGUCUUAGUGAAACAUCAGAAACUCCCGCUGUCACACCUUCAACGUCACCAAGUUCGUCUACUGGAACAGAAGCAGAAACAACACUGGGAACCUCAACUAGUCUUAGUGAAACAUCAGAAUCUCCCGCUGUCACAUCUUCAACGUCACCAAGUUCGUCUACUGGAACAGAAGCAGAGACAACAGUGGGAACCUCAACAGGUGUUAGUGAAACAUCAGAAUCUCCCGCUGUCACAUCUUCAACGUCACCAAGUUCGUCUACUGGAACAGAAGCAGAGACAACACUGGGAACCUCAACAGGUCUUAGUGAAACAUCAGAAUCUCCCGCUGUCACAUCUUCAACAUCACCAAGUUCGUCUACUGGAACAGAAGCAGAAACAACACUGGGAACCUCAACUAGUCUUAGUGAAACAUCAGAAACUCCCGCUGUCACACCUUCAACAUCACCAAGUUCGUCUACUGGAACAGAAGCAGAGACAACACUGGGAACCUCAACAGGUCUUAGUGAAACAUCAGAAUCCCCCGCUGUCACAUCUUCAACGUCACCAAGUUCGUCUACUGGAACAGAAGCAGAAACAACACUGGGAACCUCAACAGGUCUUAGUGAAACAUCAGAAUCUCCCGCUGUCACAUCUUCAACGUCACCAAGUUCGUCUACUGGAACAGAAGCAGAAACAACACUGGGAACCUCAACUAGUCUUAGUGAAACAUCAGAAACUCCCGCUGUCACACCUUCAACGUCACCAAGUUCGUCUACUGGAACAGAAGCAGAGACAACACUGGGAACCUCAACAGGUCUUAGUGAAACAUCAGAAUCCCCCGCUGUCACAUCUUCAACGUCACCAAGUUCGUCUACUGGAACCGAAGCAGAAACAACACUGGGAACCUCAACAGGUCUUAGUGAAACAUCAGAAUCCCCCGCUGUCACAUCUUCAACGUCACCAAGUUCGUCUACUGGAACAGAAGCAGAAACAACACUGGGAACCUCAACAGGUCUUAGUGAAACAUCAGAAUCCCCCGCUGUCACACCUUCAACGUCACCAAGUUCGUCUACUGGAACAGAAGCAGAAACAACACUGGGAACCUCAACAGGUCUUAGUGAAACAUCAGAAUCCCCCGCUGUCACAUCUUCAACGUCACCAAGUUCGUCUACUGGAACAGAAGCAGAAACAACACUGGGAACCUCAACAGGUCUUAGUGAAACAUCAGAAUCUCCCACUGUCACAUCUUCAACGUCACCAAGUUCGUCUACUGGAACAGAAGCAGAGACAACACUGGGAACCUCAACAGGUCUUAGUGAAACAUCAGAAUCCCCGGCUGUCACAUCUUCAACGUCACCAAGUUCGUCUACUGGAAGAGAAGCAGAAACAACACUGGGAACCUCAACAGGUCUUAGUGAAACAUCAGAAUCUCCCGCUGUCACACCUUCAACGUCACCAAGUUCGCCUACUGGAACAGAAGCAGAAACAACACUGGGAACCUCAACAGGUCUUAGUGAAACAUCAGAAUCUCCCGCUGUCACAUCUUCAACGUCACCAAGUUCGUCUACUGGAACAGAAGCAGAAACAACACUGGGAACCUCAACAGGUCUUAGUGAAACAUCAGAAUCCCCCGCUGUCACACCUUCAACGUCACCAAGUUCGUCUACUGGAACAGAAGCUGAAACAACACUCGGAACCUCAACUAGUCUUAGUGAAACAUCAGAAUCUCCCGCUGUCACAUCUUCAACGUCACCAAGUUCGUCUACUGGAACAGAAGCAGAAACAACACUGGGAACCUCAACAGGUCUUAGUGAAACAUCAGAAUCCCCCGCUGUCACAUCUUCAACGUCACCAAGUUCGUCUACUGGAACAGAAGCAGAAACAACACUGGGAACCUCAACAGGUCUUAGUGAAACAUCAGAAUCUCCCACUGUCACAUCUUCAACGUCACCAAGUUCGUCUACUGGAACAGAAGCAGAGACAACACUGGGAACCUCAACAGGUCUUAGUGAAACAUCAGAAUCCCCGGCUGUCACAUCUUCAACGUCACCAAGUUCGUCUACUGGAAGAGAAGCAGAAACAACACUGGGAACCUCAACAGGUCUUAGUGAAACAUCAGAAUCUCCCGCUGUCACACCUUCAACGUCACCAAGUUCGUCUACUGGAACAGAAGCUGAAACAACACUCGGAACCUCAACAGGUCUUAGUGAAACAUCAGAAUCACCCGCUGUCACAACUUCAACGUCACCAAGUUCGUCUACUGGAACAGAAGCUGAAACAACACUCGGAACCUCAACUAGUCUUAGUGAAACAUCAGAAUCUCCCGCUGUCACAUCUUCAACGUCACCAAGUUCGUCUACUGGAACAGAAGCAGAAACAACACUGGGAACCUCAACAGGUCUUAGUGAAACAUCAGAAUCUCCCGCUGUCACAUCUUCAACGUCACCAAGUUUGUCUACUGGAACAGAAGCAGAAACAACACUGGGAACCUCAACUAGUCUUAGUGAAACAUCAGAAACUCCCGCUGUCACACCUUCAACGUCACCAAGUUCGUCUACUGGAACAGAAGCAGAAACAACACUGGGAACCUCAACAGGUCUUAGUGAAACAUCAGAAUCUCCCGCUGUCACAUCUUCAACGUCACCAAGUUCGUCUACUGGAACAGAAGCAGAAACAACACUGGGAACCUCAACUAGUCUUAGUGAAACAUCAGAAACUCCCGCUGUCACACCUUCAACGUCACCAAGUUCGUCUACUGGAACCGAAGCAGAAACAACACUGGGAACCUCAACUAGUCUUAGUGAAACAUCAGAAUCCCCCGCUGUCACACCUUCAACGUCACCAAGUUCGUCUACUGGAACAGAAGCAGAAACAACACUGGGAACCUCAACAGGUCUUAGUGAAACAUCAGAAACUCCCGCUGUCACACCUUCAACGUCACCAAGUUCGUCUACUGGAACAGAAGCAGAAACAACACUGGGAACCUCAACUAGUCUUAGUGAAACAUCAGAAUCCCCCGCUGUCACAUCUUCAAUGUCACCAAGUUCGUCUACUGGAACAGAAGCAGAAACAACACUGGGAACCUCAACUAGUCUUAGUGAAACAUCAGAAUCCCCCGCUGUCACAUCUUCAACGUCACCAAGUUCGUCUACUGGAACAGAAGCAGAAACAACACUGGAAACCUCAACAGGUCUUAGUGAAACAUCAGAAUCUCCCGCUGUCACAUCUUCAACGUCACCAAGUUCGUCUACUGGAACAGAAGCAGAAACAACACUGGGAACCUCAACAGGUCUUAGUGAAACAUCAGAAUCCCCCGCUGUCACAUCUUCAACGUCACCAAGUUCGUCUACUGGAACAGAAGCAGAAACAACACUGGGAACCUCAACAGGUCUUAGUGAAACAUCAGAAACUCCCGCUGUCACACCUUCAACGUCACCAAGUUCGUCUACUGGAACAGAAGCAGAAACAACACUGGGAACCUCAACAGGUCUUAGUGAAACAUCAGAAACUCCCGCUGUCACACCUUCAACGUCACCAAGUUCGUCUACUGGAACAGAAGCAGAAACAACACUGGGAACCUCAACUAGUCUUAGUGAAACAUCAGAAUCCCCCGCUGUCACAUCUUCAACGUCACCAAGUUCGUCUACUGGAACAGAAGCAGAAACAACACUGGGAACCUCAACUAGUCUUAGUGAAACAUCAGAAUCCCCCGCUGUCACAUCUUCAACGUCACCAAGUUCGUCUACUGGAACAGAAGCAGAAACAACACUGGGAACCUCAACAGGUCUUAGUGAAACAUCAGAAUCCCCCGCUGUCACAUCUUCAACGUCACCAAGUUCGUCUACUGGAACAGAAGCAGAAACAACACUGGGAACCUCAACAGGUCUUAGUGAAACAUCAGAAUCCCCCGCUGUCACAUCUUCAACGUCACCAAGUUCGUCUACUGGAACAGAAGCAGAAACAACACUGGGAACCUCAACAGGUCUUAGUGAAACAUCAGAAUCCCCCACUGUCACAUCUUCAACGUCACCAAGUUCGUCUACUGGAACAGAAGCAGAAACAACACUGGGAACCUCAACAGGUCUUAGUGAAACAUCAGAAUCUCCCGCUGUCACAUCUUCAACGUCACCAAGUUCGUCUACUGGAACAGAAGCAGAAACAACACUGGGAACCUCAACUAGUCUUAGUGAAACAUCAGAAUCCCCCGCUGUCACAUCUUCAACGUCACCAGGUGUUACAUCAGAGUUACCAUCAACUUCUACUUCAGAAUCAACUAAAGCUAUCACAGUGGAAACCUCAACAGGUGUUACAUCAGAAAAACCAUCAACUUCUGCUUCAGGAUCAACUACAGCUUUCACACUAGAAACAACAGGUGUUACAUCAGAGCCAUCAUCUGUUUCUUCAUUAUCAACUACAGGCAUCACACAGCACACAUCAACAGAUGAAUCUACAACAACAGCAGUUGACAUACGGUUUAUAAGCUUUACAACUGAUGAAACAUUUAAUUCUACCCUCUCAGACCCAUCUUCACCUGCCUUCAAUGAACGAGCAAUCCUUGUCAAAACAAAGCUUGAACCAAUCGUAAAGAAAAAUUUCAGCAACUUUAUUAACCUAACAGUGAUUCGUUUCAGAUCUGGAUCAAUCAUCACAGAUAUGAAUUUAUACUACACAAAUAUAGGGGUUAUUCCCACUGAUGAUGAAAUCAUUUUCACAAUACGGACAGCAGAUACAGGUUUUAACAUAACAAACGUUUUUGUAACAAAUUUAGCUACUACGACUACUAUUCCAACCACACCAACUACAGCAAAAGUACCUACUACUAUUAGUAGAACAAGUACUAUUACUACCACCACCAGCAGCACAAAAACACCAACAAUGACCACUACAACACUACGACCAUCAACCACCACUACAACCACAAUACUACGAACAACACCAACAACACUCACCACAACUACCAUCACCACCACAACACCACAACCAAAAACCACCAUCACAACAGCACAGCUGACAACAAAAACAACAUCACCAACAACCACCACCAAACCAUCACAAUCAACAAGUAUUAUUACGACCACAGCAACACAACGACCAACAACCACCACCACAACAACACAGCUGACAACAAAAUCAACAUCACCAACAACCACCACCAAACCAUCACAACCAACAACUAUUACUACGACCACAACAACACAACGACCAACAACACUCACCACAACUACCAUCACCACCACAACACCACAACCAAAAACCACCAUCACAACAGCAAAGCUGACAACAAAAACAACAUCACCAACAACCACGACCAAACCAUCAGAACCAACAACUAUUACUACGACCACAACAACACAGCGACCAACAACCACCACUACGACCACACAACCAACAACAACUACAACAACAACAACUACUACAACAACAACAACAACAACAGUUGCACCAACCCGUCCCCAACCAACUGUUGAGAUGAAUAUUGGUCUCAAGGAACCUUAUGUUCCAGCGCUUAGUGAUUCUAAGAGUAAUGAAUUCAAAAAAUUGGCUGCCAUAGUGAUUGCAGUGUUGGAUGAGAUCUAUAAAGUACUAUACGGCCCUCGGUUCAUCCGGACCAUCGUCCUAGCCUUCAAACCUCUGGCCAGACGUGCAGCUGAUAAUACACAAGCAGAUGUCCAGCUGGUAUUCAAUGAGAGCUCCACAAAACCUGUCCCAGCCGGUGAUGAAAUAGUGCAAAUUCUGAAAAAUGCUACAGAAAAUAACAAUACUAAUACUAACUUAUUUGAUGCCACCACAAUCACUCUCGUCAAUCAGCCAUACAAUAUCCCUGUGCGAUUCCGAACAAAUGGCACUUUUGUUGCAGCUCUCUCAAAUACUAGUUCCGAUUUAUUCAUAAACAGAUCAGUCAUUAUUCAACAAGGACUUAAAUCAUUUUUCAUUGAAGACUUCUUUAAAACAUUCAGCAUCUUAACCAUGUCAAACUUCAGCAAUGGAGGUCCUAGAGCAAAUUCAGAUACAAUUCUGAACUUCAUGGAUGUGGCUUUUGCCAGCUCUGGUGGACUUCCCAACAUCACCCAAAUUGGGCAAACUAUGCUUAGAGCAGCCAGAAAUAACAGCCUUCCCUUCACGAUCUUCACCAAUGACAUCACAGUGAAUGGCACACUAAUAUCAGCGAGUGUCGUCAGCAGCAAGAUCAGUGUUUUCAUGGCAUGCUUCAUGGUGACGGUGUCACUAGUGUUCACAUCUUCCAGCUGAUUCUAAACCACAUCAUCCAUCAUCAGAAUGAGAACCUUGACCAGGUUUUACACUCCAGUUACUUUAAUGAAGUUUUUCAAUAAUGUAUAUGCUCAAAAGGAAUCUGUACAAGCCAACCUUUAAGCAUGUGCAAAGAUAGGGUUUGGUCACAGCUUUAAUUAUUUAUGUAAUUAUGCUUAUUGUUAUGUAAGGUUGUGAUGGCUGUUUUGUAAAUGAGUCUUUGUAUUUGAAUCAAUCCUGGAGCAUAAUCAGCAAAUUUUUAAGCUAGUGGAAGUUUAACUGUCAUGUGAAAACUCGGCCAGCUAAAACGGCAAAGGCACUGCGCUUCCAUGUUGUGUAUUAUUCUAUUAUAGAUCUAAGUUACUAUUAGAAUGUAUACUUGCACACAAACGCACAUACAAAAAUUUGGCUUUGGUGAAGCAUGUGACAUUGCAUGCCUGCUUUGGCUUAAAAUACUUGCCAUUAUCUUUUUGUAUGUGUCUUAAGCUACUAUUUUAAUCUAGAUGGUCUUUUAAGCAUGAAUGAAAUAAAGGAAACUGCUGUCUGUAAAACACAGAAUACGUACAAAAGUGGUUUGACUAGUUUUAAUACCUGCCUAUCAGUGCUAACUCUGGUAUGUUACUCAACAACUUUGUGUGACAAAGACAAUUGUAUAUGCUCACAUACUGUAAUUUCAGUACAGCAAUCAAAGAACUAGAACAUUAUUAUCAUUAUAUAUAGCUGACUACUAGAAACUUGCACACUUUACAAAAUUUUCAUUUCUUGUUCCUGUAUAAUGUUCUCGGUGCUCUAUGUAUAUUUAUUUACUGCAGUGGGUAUCUAGGUCCUUAAAUUAUGUAUUUUAUUGAAACCUGUUAUGCUGUAUUGUGCUUGCAUUGACUGUAGCACUUCAUAUUUAUAAAUGCAUAAUGCAGCAGCUCUUCAGGUCCAAUUAUGUACCUUAAAUGAAUUAAAUAAAAAUUUAAAUACACUAUACUCA